Metarhizium brunneum ARSEF 3297 is the source of this 1557-nucleotide messenger RNA. The record is from RefSeq and is a predicted model, not a curated record. Lineage: Eukaryota; Fungi; Ascomycota; Sordariomycetes; Hypocreales; Clavicipitaceae.
AUGUUCCAAGUGCGCGCUUCGCUGGCCGUGUUCGCCGUGUCUGCUGGUUCGGCCGUAUCCCAGCAUCACGUCUUCUCAACCACCUGCGCAGGCAAGACAUACACGUAUAACGAGCUCGCAGGAUACGGCUUUGUCCGUAGCGAUGCUCUGGACAAAUUUGGAGACUCCAUCAGCCUGGGCUCAUCCAUCGCAAUUACGUCUUGGUCCAAAAACGGCCCCAAGUAUCAAGGCAGGCUGUACGGCUUGCCGGACCGCGGAUGGAACACGCAGGGCACAAUCAACUUCCAGCCGCGUGUCCAUGAAUUCCUCGUAACACUGACGCCCAAUACGAGCGCGAGUGCUGCUCAUCCGUCGCCCCCAAAUGUCGCCUUUGUAUACCAGAACUCGACUCUGCUCACCGGCCCAGAUGGCACGCCCAUGACCGGCCUGGACGCGGACCAGACGGGAGGUUUGCAAUAUCCCGGUUUCCCACUCCUCCCAGCAGCAACAAGCGCCGGAGAUGGCUUUGGCGGACAGGGCCCGGGUUGGAAACGCGUUGCGCUCGACCCAGAAGCACUGGUUCUCGCCAAAGACGGCGGCUUCUGGAUUGGCGACGAGUACGGCCCGUAUAUCUACAAGUUUGACAAGAAUGGCAGAAUGACGGCCGCCGUAGCGCCGCCGAAUGCUCUUCUCCCUCUGAGAAACGGCACUGUGAGGUCAGUAUUCCGUCUUGAAGGGGCCGUAUUCGGACUGACAAGGAGGCAAUGUGGCAGCUUCUCGUCAAACAACCCUCCAGCGUACAAUCUUACCAAGAAGCCUAUCCCAUCUAACCCGACCCAGGGGCGCCAGAAUAACCAGGGAUUCGAGGGAAUGACGGCCAGUCCGGAUGGGCAGACUCUAUGGGCGCUUCUUCAAUCCGCCGCUGUCCAGGACGGCGGGUCGAGCUCGAAAACCCGUCAAUACACCCGCCUGCUGCAAUACUCGACCGAGGACAAGCAAGCUGUCGUGUACCAGGGGGAGUAUGUCGUGCCGCUGCCUACCUUCAAGGACGCCUCUGGCAAGACUGCCGUAGCUUCGCAGUCCGACAUGCACUUCGUCUCGGACACGCAGUUCUUCUUCUUGCCGAGAGACUCCAACAACGGAGGCAAUCUGUCCAGCUGGGAAUCGAUAUAUAGACAUGUUGACAUCUUUGACAUCUCCAACGCGACGAAUGUCAAGGGGCCUGCACACGACGCCUUUAAUGCGUCGAUUGCGAGCACAGUCUGCCCCUUGAUCGAUUUCAACGUCAAAGCGCAGCUGAGUAGAUUUGGCUUGCACAACGGCGGUCCUCGGGAUGGCGGGCUGUUGAACGAGAAAUGGGAGGGCAUUGCUUUGGUCCCAGUCGAGAACGAAGACGGGAAGCACAGUGCAGAGGAGUACUUCUUGUUCGCAUCCUCUGACAAUGACUUUAUUACUCAACAUGGGUUUAUCAACUUUGGAAAAACCCCGUACGCGGAUAAAUCAGGACUGAAUUUGGACCACCAGAUGUUGGUUUUCAAAAUCACUCUUCCAAAGGGCAGCAGGCCGCUCGUGGGCUAG